CUCUCUCCAUCUUUUCCCACUACGGUGAAAACGAGAGCGUGUUUCCCAUUCUUGCUCUUGUGCAACACAAACACACUCAGGAAAAGAAGCCAUCGUCACCACCUUACGUGUGACAUCAGAUAGCAGGAGGACUAAGACAUUCACUGCACCCCAAAAGGUCAGCAGUGGUACGCUGGACUUUGACUGAGACCGUUUCAUCUUCCUCCUAGACUGAUAUAAGGUGCUGUUUCAGCCAUGAAGACCAGACUCGGGUGUCUGUCCCACAAGUCCGACUCAUACAGCGACUUCACGGCGUUCCUGCCUCCAGUACAAGAAAAGGCACCCAAGUGCAUGAAGCUAUCAACAGAUGAAGUUGUACGAUGGGCAGAGUCAUUUGAUGUUCUCCUUUCUAACAAAUAUGGUUUGGCGGCUUUCAGAGCUUUCCUCAAGACGGAGUUUAGCGACGAGAACAUCGAGUUCUGGAUGGCCUGUGAAGACUACAAAAAGAUCAAGUCUCCCGCCAAGCUGAUGACCAAAGCAAAUAAGAUCUAUGAAGAGUUUAUUGACGUUCAAGCGCCCAGAGAGGUCAACAUUGACUUUCACACCAGGGAAUUGACUAAGCAGAACCUACUAGAACCAACUACUUCCACCUUCAGUGAUGUACAAGGCAGAGUGUACAGCCUGAUGGAAAAGGAUUCCUACCCACGAUUCCUGAGGUCGAAUAUAUAUAUAGACAUAUUAAAUAAGGCCCAAUCGCAGCGUCAAAGGCGGUCCUUUUAGCGGGUCACCUGAUAGGCUGACUGAACUAGGAAGCAGUUACAGGAAGUGUUAGAACAUGCAUUAACGCUCUUCAGCAGGUAACAUCAUUUCCUGUGUUAAGUGUAAACAGUUCUGGUAUGAGCAUCCUAUUUAUAGGCUGUCUAGUGGUUUUCUUGCUGCUUAGAAAACAAAAUAUGACCUUGUACUGUGUUUCAGAAGUCCAUCUUGAUAGUUAUUUUGACAUCAAACAUUGAUUUCAACCUGCAUGUCAUUUUAAUGUGUCAAAAAGUGCACACAUACAUUUUAUUAUCUACAUUAUGGACUGUUUCCAUUGUCUUUGGAAAAGCAAAUACUUUUGUUUCAAAGGAAAGUCUAAAUAUUAUAAUUAAGAUUAAUGUCUUUGUGAUUUAUUGAUAUUUAUAUUUUUAUAUAUUUUUAUUAAUUGCCCCAGAGAAAUGGCAUAUAAUGAAGCAGGUAACCUUAUAUUUACUUAUAAAUUAUAAUUUAUUUGGACAUCGUCUGGAAAUUGGCCUCCUUGGUUACACUUACAGGCUGCUUGUAUUAUAUAAGAUGCAUGUCAUUAACCUAGAAAAGAAAUAAAAGUUUUAUUUCCUCAGAAUGUGAGCUGUGAUGUAUGUAAAGCACAGUGGGAAUAUCUUACAAGGUUUGGCUUUGCAAAAUAAUUUUAUGUAUGGCUCAUUUGUCCCUGUCUAUAAAAGAUCAUUUGAAAAAUGAAAUGAAAUGAUUUUUUGUGUUGGUGAUUAAAAAGUGUAAGUUCAAACUUUUGAAUUUUGUGUGGCUCUUGUAAAAUAAUGUUUCACGUCUUCCAAAGCUACAUUUUCCCCUUGCGUUCGUGAUUUAACUUAUUUAUUAUUUACUAUAUAACUGCUGAC
Molecule: messenger RNA, 1631 nt
Organism: Paramormyrops kingsleyae
Lineage: Eukaryota; Metazoa; Chordata; Actinopteri; Osteoglossiformes; Mormyridae
Gene: rgs8
Product: regulator of G protein signaling 8
Source: RefSeq, a predicted model, not a curated record